Pecten maximus is the source of this 3100-nucleotide messenger RNA. Its product is annotated as neutral cholesterol ester hydrolase 1-like. Gene Ontology annotation, cellular component: membrane. The record is from RefSeq and is a predicted model, not a curated record. Gene Ontology annotation, molecular function: carboxylic ester hydrolase activity. The transcript has 7 exons. Bases 422 to 1660 code for a protein of 412 amino acids. NCBI's taxonomy places the organism in Eukaryota, Metazoa, Mollusca, Bivalvia, Pectinida, Pectinidae.
AGCGUGUGAGGAAUUACCGCUCAUCUGGAAAAUGUUAUAGGAUCUUCUAAUUGGCGUACCUCAACAAUUGUCUGUAAAGUCAGCCUUGCUCUUCGUUCAUUGUUGCUAUCCAUAGGUAUACACUGUUUAUAUAUACCAACCAAAACGUUCAGUAUAUCUGCACCAGGAGAAACAGUUCUUCCACUAGUAUUCAUCGGAAGUUUCCAUGUGAAAAUAUUUCCGGAUAAUAUUUCCGUUUUCAUUCCAUUUGUUGUGAACGUUCUUAUUAAUUAGCAUCGUCUCCAAGAUGAUCACCGACAGAAACACAGCAGAGAAUCUUCGAAUUACGAAAAACUGGAUUAACAAGCUGUUCUGAGGUCACGCUAGCGUGCAGCUCUUAAGCAGGGCGUUGGUGGAAAUCCGAUUGUCCGGAGCGUCUAGAAUGGCCGGAUUCAGCCGGAAUACGUACCUGCUUUGCGGAGGCCUCCUCGUUACCUUGGCACUUUAUCUCCAUACCCCUUUUCCAAAUGAGGCUGCGGAACCAUGGAAACAACGAGUAACGUCGGCUUCUGUUCGAAUUGUUAAUGAUUUGAGUGUACUGGGCCAGCUGCUUGGUAUAGCGUCCUCUGUCAACAUAUCACGUUUCCUGACUGAGAACAUCAAACACCUCAACAUUGCUUCCCUGCAAUCAGAAAUCCUACAAAACGUACAGAUAACAGAAGAUACAUUUGACGGAGUACCUGUGAGGGUAUAUAAACCUGCAGGUGUACAGAAACUACUUCCGGGUAUCGUACAUAUCCACGGUGGAGGAUGGGCUCUCCUUAGUGUAGAUGCUUACCAUGCAUUUACUGUGGAACUGGCUCUCAAAGCUGAGGCGAUCGUAGUUUCUGUUGAGUACAGGUUGUCACCUGAACAUCUAUUUCCUAUUCCACUGGACGACUGUGUUACUGCUACAAAAUACAUCAUACAAAACGCAGAGAAACUUGGAGUUGACAGCUCUAGAGUGGCUGUAAUGGGUGACAGUGCCGGUGGUAACCUCGCCAUGGCUGUAUCGUUGCGAAUGAAAUCUGAAACACAGAUUCCAAAGCUUAAGGUUCAAGCCCUACUAUAUCCAGCCCUGCAGGCUAUGGAUUUCAACACGCCGUCUUACCAACAGUACAGUCAAAAGCUGCGAAAGUGUCCCUCUUUUGCUACGAAAGAGAUCCUUGUACGAUACUGGCAACUGUAUGCAUUCGGACACGAUGGCUAUACAUCAGACUUUUAUGUGAACAACCACACAACUAUGGCCUUGAAGAGGUCCAAGUAUGCUGAAUAUGUCAAUCAAAAACAUCUACCUCCAAAAUACCUCUUCGACAAGGAUACUAAGGCUGCAGCAAAACUACUGGAAAAUGGAAACAUCGCAAAGAAAAUUGAAAGCAUCAUAACAAAUCCGUAUUUUGCCCCAUUAAUGGCGUCAGACGACGAUUUACGGGAAUUGCCAAAAACCUACAUCAUGACAGCAGAAUAUGACUGCCUUCGUGAUGAUGGUUGGAUCCUUGCUGACCGCUUAAAGACUCUCCAACAUAGCUAUGAACACGCCCAUUACGAUGGGUAUGAACACGGAUUCGCUUUAAUGCUCCAUUAUGAUGUUCAUGGGAAAUUUAUGGAUAAUGUUGUUCAGUAUUUCCGCAAAAAUCUAUAAUUGUGCUGUCAUGUUAUCAUUAAUUCAAAAUAAUCAUAUAUAUGUGUAGAAAAGAUUUGUUUUGCGUAAAUCAUGUCAAGUUUUCUUUUUCUAGAAAGUAUUUUAUUUAUAUGGUUUUGUUAAUAAUUAUUUAAGAACAUUAAAAUCGAAUCAAUGUGGCCAUGGUAACGGGUAAUUGACUGCAACGCUAAAUAAAGGCUAAACGGUAAAACCACAGUCGCAUAAGAUAACCUAUCAUUCGCGGGUUUAUGUUUAUCAAGCUUGUUAAAAGGCAACUUAAGCAUCUGCAUAAUAUAGGAACAUUCCAAAUGAGUAUUUCUGCAAUGUCCAUUUUGAUAUCGCCAUUGUGCAUAAACUACUAUAUACGGUUGAAUAACUUGUCACCGAGUCGCCUGUGGAACCUAAUAUUUUAUUCAAAUCUUUCGACAUAUGCGUGCAUAACUGUCUACCUCAGGUUAUAUUGUGUGUAAUUGCAGUGUGAUUGAGAAGUGAUGUAAGUGUAACUAUUGAUGAAAUUAUCUCGAACGGUAUGGUCAUGCUUGUGAGAAGGAACACAGUUUAUUAUCGCUGCUUAAAUAAUGAUUAUCGGUUUCCUUGUAUGUAUGUUGUAAGAUACAGAUAUAAUACAUUUUCGUACCCGACGUCCCAUAAUCUGUAUGUUAUACAUUUAUGUACAUAUGAUAACAUCAUUGCAAAAUAUUUCGAUGACAAAUCGUAUCCAAGGUAUGUCCACAUUCUAUAAUGUCUUAUGUGCCAAAUUAUCUUUUGAUUACAUUAACAACUGUUUAAUACAGUUUCCAGUUUGUCUGUUAAGAAAUGAUAUAAACAGAACGAGAGCGGUGCUAAAGUGAGUAAUACUUCAAUGCUACACCUGCUAACAACAUUACUGUAUUAUCGAUAAUAUCCUUAACAUAUACUGAAAUGACGCGUAUUAUACACGAUAAACGAGUAUGAUAUGCUUAUUGUACUGUGGAUAUUGAGCUCUUAAAACGUAUCCGUAGAAAGAAAUCGGCUGACUUCAUUUUGUCUUAUGAAUAAUUGUUUCUGAGUAACAAUUCAGAAUAUGUACAGUAUGUUCAGAGUAUCAUCAAAUAAAAAUAAAACACGUAUUAAAAAGAAAGAUUUUACACGAUAUUCGAUACUCAUUUUCAUGAUGAAUACUCCACAAUAAUUUAACAAUUAAAACAGUUGAUCUUCUUUCAGGAUAUUAAUCUUACCUCAGACACACGUACAUGUAACAGAACAUAUAACAAAUUAAGUAUAUUUUUUGUAAUCUGUGAUGUUUAAGCUAUUAUAUUCGAAAUGUGUUUAAUGUUAACUGUGAUUUAUUACAAUGUAUGAUAUUUAAUAGAAGAGUUCAUUGUUAAUGUUAUAUAAAUGUUAAAUACAUCAGUAAUGAAUUGUUUGAAUGGAAAUAAAAUCUUAUUGUUUAAUUGUUCU